Molecule: messenger RNA, 1351 nt
Organism: Gadus morhua (Atlantic cod)
Lineage: Eukaryota; Metazoa; Chordata; Actinopteri; Gadiformes; Gadidae
Gene: emp3a
Product: epithelial membrane protein 3a (MAM blood group)
Exons: 5
Coding region: 238-732 (164 amino acids)
Cellular component (GO): plasma membrane
Source: RefSeq, a predicted model, not a curated record
AGAGAGAGAGAGAGAGAGAGAGAGAGAGAGAGAGAGAGAGAGAGAGAGAGAGAGGAGACAGAGAGGAGAGAGAGGAGUGAGUGUAGUGAGUGACCGCAGACAGGAGGAGAGGACGUGAAGACCAGCCACGGCCCGCAGCAGAUGAACCCUCACCGAAAAGCAGGAGUCUCCCUUUGGUAGGCCACAGCGCUUCAAGAAAAGACUGUAAGGAAUCAGAAGGUGCCCCUGUCAGCCAUCAUGGUCCUGCUGCUGCUGUGUGUAACCGUGAUGCACCUGGUCACUCUGGCCCUGCUCCUCAUCGCCACCCUGGAGAAGUCCUGGUGGGUUUGGAGCGAUUCGGAAGUCACAGACCUGUGGUAUAAAUGUUUUCAUGAUAACACAACCGAUGAGUGGUUGUGCGCAACUAAUGAAAUUGACUGGCUGCACUCUAUCCAGGCCCUGAUGGUGCUUUCAGUGGUUCUCUCCUCAAUAUCCUUCCUGGUGUUUGUGGGUCAGCUGUUUACUUUGUCCACUGGGGGGCUCUUCUACCUCACAGGCCUCUGCCAAACCUUCUCAGGUUUCGCCGCCUUCGCUGCCUGCCUUAUCUUCACUUUCCGGCGGAAGGAGAUCCUGGAUGACGUCAGAGAUCUGAGCACGGGCCACUUCGGCUACUGCUUCAUCAUGGCCUGGGUGUGCGUGCCGCUGCUUCUCCUCAGCGGGGUCCUGUACGUUCACCUGCGUAAGAAGCAGUAGGACGCACACACACACACACACACCCCUCCCUCAGAACCUCCCCCCCCCCCAGAGGAAAGUCUUUCAGAGAGAGUGAUGUGAUGCUCCUCUGUUUCAAUUAAUGUUUCAUUCAGAGACAAUUAGGAUACUCUGUUUCUCUUUGGUCAUGGAGAUUCACCGCAUGAAGAUGUUCUCUGUGUUUGUAUUAUGAUAUACACAAAUGCUGACUUUUGGUGGUGUUGUGCACCUGCCUAUUUUUUCAAAUUAAAUUCUACAAAAAAUAUCAAAUACAGCCCCUGAGGUGUCACUCUUCUCUUAUUUGUUUUCAUGCCCCGAAAUAUAAAAUUGAAGGUGGUGUAUCAUUAUAUUGUGCUGAAUGGCUCAAUGGUAUGUUUUGUGUUGUGUUUGUCUUACAUGCUGCCUUAGUCAGGUGUGUUACAAUGGCCUUUAAAUACAAUGAUUCAGAGAGCUCGGUGCAAUCAAUAGCACUCGUGAUGUUGUGCAAUACCACAGACAACCUUUUUGGUGGAGGUGUUUGCAAACUGCCAAACAAAAAAAUGUAGAAUAACCCCACUUAUGGCUGACUACCUGAAAGUGGGACAAAUAUUUAAAACACAGAUACGUGUGUGUGUUUGUGUGU